Mucor mucedo is the source of this 945-nucleotide messenger RNA. RefSeq lists its product as uncharacterized. Lineage: Eukaryota; Fungi; Mucoromycota; Mucoromycetes; Mucorales; Mucoraceae. The transcript is spliced from 4 exons. Bases 1 to 945 code for a protein of 314 amino acids. The record is from RefSeq and is a predicted model, not a curated record. Gene Ontology annotation, molecular function: nucleic acid binding; zinc ion binding.
AUGACCAUUUAUUUCCUGGGUAUUAUAGUCUGUUGCUACCUUUCAUCGUUUGAGAACAAUACCCAUUGUCCAACGGACGCUAACCCAAAUACUAGCUAUAUUCAUAUCCCAUUUUGGAGACCACGCCGUGAUUAUUUAAACUCUCUCUGUUAUUUAUUACUCUGUUCUCUUGUUGUCAAUCUUGUUUCUUGCUCGUCAUUCUACAAUUCAAAAUCAUCUAGUACAAGUGCUCCCUUACAAGACGUUCGUCAGUCUAUGAACGCUGCCUCUGUUAGUCGUAUUAGCAAGUUUCUGGCUAAGCCCAAAGUCUUUUGUGGUGACGCUUCUAAUCCUAUGGUAUGGUUACACUCCAUGGAAAGAAUCUAUAAUGAAGAAUUGGAGAAUCUACAACAAGGACCCCAUCAAAGCAUUGAUGAUAUCAAACUUGGUAUUAUGGAGUUGGCUACCUUACUGGGUGUGCCUGCCGCAGCCAAAAUUCCUUAUUUCAUGCAUGCUAUUAGCAAGCGUAUUGCCUUACGUGUGUCUGAUAUUAAUGCCUCUUUGUCUGAUUGGAGUGUAUAUCAAGAACCUUCUGGUUUACGUACUGGUGGUGAUGCAGCUAGUGUAGUCUCAUUGAACUCUAUUGCUUCGACGGUUGAAAGACUCUGUCAAGGUUUCGAUUCUUUACAAUUACAAAUGAAUACUAGUGGUAACAGUGCUGCCGGAAGUGUUCGUAGUACAAACCAUGUACGUAUUGCGGAGCCUGCCAAGGGUUACACACCUUUAAGUGAACGCCAAUGUUAUAAUUGUCAAGAGUAUGGUCAUCUAUCUACGUUCUGUCCAAAACCUCGUCCCACUCGUAAUCCUACUGGUAACACUCCGGCUUCUGGUGCUAAUGCAACGCCUAUUGGUGGUGAUAACAAAGCUGAGAAUGAAGAGGCGGGAAAAGAGCAAGGACGUUAUUAG